ACUGCACCGCUUUUCUGCUCGUCGUUGGCUCAACGACCCCGGGAUGGAAUUUGGACACACCACAGCGUACAAACGACACGGAACACAGAGGACGGCGAAAGUGGCUGUUGACCCUGGACAAGCUCUUUUUGCAACAUGGCCACCAAAGACAGCACAUCCCAAUGUCCAAUCUGCCAGAAAGCCUACGGGGUGGAGACUACUGCCCGGGCAAAGACCAAGCACCAGUCCUAUUGCCGCAAGAAGCACGGGCCGGGCAGCAACAUCCAGGCGAGAAGGAAAUCCUGCGAUGCUUGCGUACGAGCCAAGACCCGGUGCAAUCUCAAUCCCAAGGGGUGUUCCCGAUGUGCCUCGAAGCUCCUACGGUGCACUUACGAGGGCGCCCCGCCCGGUGUUCAAGCAUCGACACAAUCUCCAGCCGAGGCCAUCUUGAGACCUGCGGACUACAUUGGCACUCUUUCCGAUGGCGGUCCUGGUGUCGAUGCUCCUCAGCAACUGAUGGUCAGCCCUGAGAGCCUAGGCAGGACCGUGAAUGCCCAACCCAUAUGGGAACUCGCAGACGACAUAGACGAAGACUUCUUCGCAUCGACCUUUGUCAACGAGGACCACCCGGAAGACAACACCCUUAACUCUGACAACAGCAGCAACAAUACCACCAACAUCGCCAAAUAUCUCAGCAACCCGGCCAAAUCACCAUCUCCUUCGCUACCCGCCUGGCUAGACUUCAAGAAAGCCGCAUCCUCCUCCCUCUUCGAGCGGCGCGUGUUCGCGCACCCCGUCGUCGACGCCACCGGCGACAUUGCGAUCCACAUCCUCCGCUCGUACCCGCACAUGCUGGCCAGCGAGGACGGCACGAACCCGCCGCCGCCCUUCAUCCACCCGCGGUACCGCGACCUCGCCGACCACGACGGCACCCGGACCAGCCCCAUGUCGGCCGCCCUGAGCUUCUCAAAGAUGCUGCUGCACGGCCAGGGCCUGAACAGGAGCCUGGUCUGGAGACUCAUACUGAUCGAGCAGGACCGGCUGCUCACAGAGCAUCUUAAAUUCAACAAGUGGGAGCUCCUGGAGGCGACCCAGGCGCUCGUGACUUACAUGCUGCUUCGCAUCGUCGAUGGGCGCCAGGAGUACUCGAACCAUGACUUUAUGCUUGUCGCCUCGAUCACUGCGAUAUGCGCCACCCUCUGCGCACGGUUCGGGCAGCUCAUCAGCCCGGACGAGAUCAUGGGGCAGAUGAUGUCGUGGAAGGACUGGGCGUUCUAUGAGUCUCGCCGGCGAACCUCGACGGCCCUCGCAAUCAUCAACGCCGUCCUGCACGCCCGGAUCACCCCGCGGUCCGCCAGGAUGCCCGAGUACGCCGUGUCGCCCGCCCCGUCGCCCUCCAAGCUGUGGAACGCGGACAACGAGAAGGACUGGGAGGCCGACUACGCCGAGUACCUGCACAGCAACGCGCUGCACGGGAUGCUGCGGAACUGCGACCUGGUCGAGCUGAAGAAAGAGGCGGCGGCGGAAGCGGCAGACGCGGCGGAAGGAGUAGGAGGAGCGGGAGAAGAAGAGGUGAGCAGUAGCGGCGGGUUGCGGGACUGGGAGUUGUCGAAGAGGGUGCGAAGGGAUCGGCGGCAGGAGAAGCAUGAUCGGUGGUAUGCCUAUGCGGACUCGUUUGGCUUGCUGGUCACGCUGGCCGCGGACAUGAUUGUGUGGGCUUAGGAGAAGGGCAACUAGACGACGACGAUGCGGUGUGGGAUUGAGCAGCCCAUGAAAAUACUUAGAAUGUACAUGUACGUAGGCAGCAGCUGAUUCAUGUUAUCCCUGAUGGUCAUUGUGAUGAAAGCGCGAAGGAAGCAGUACUGGUCCAAAGACAG
Messenger RNA from Microdochium trichocladiopsis, 1856 nucleotides. RefSeq lists its product as uncharacterized. Bases 136 to 1701 code for a protein of 521 amino acids. Gene Ontology annotation, molecular function: DNA-binding transcription factor activity, RNA polymerase II-specific; zinc ion binding. The transcript is spliced from 5 exons. The record is from RefSeq and is a predicted model, not a curated record. Lineage: Eukaryota; Fungi; Ascomycota; Sordariomycetes; Xylariales; Microdochiaceae. Gene Ontology annotation, biological process: regulation of DNA-templated transcription.